UGGUGUUUUCCAGAAACCUUGACUUGGUGUGCAAAUUGUCAUUACUGUCAUUUUGCUCCAAUUGCUUGCCGCUAUUUUUUGUAUCGUACAUUUUGCAAUAAUGGCAUCAAAAGAGCACGCUUCCAAUAUUCAAGUGCCCAACACGUUGGGACAGCAGCUGGGACUAAACAUAGGCUGGAUUACGGAUCAGCAGUUCGCAUGCUAUGCAUUCGGCAAUGGGAACCGCAACCGCGCCCCGGUUCAAGAUCUUGCAUCCAUUGAUAUCAAUCUGAUGGGGGCCGAUUUCAUCUUUGAGGAACCUACGAUACGAUCGAUGAUCACGGAAGGUAGUCGAGUGUUUUACCGAUUGCAGCGGUUACGGUACGGUGUUACGGAAACUCCUGCCAAACCGAUCGAUUAUGUGAAACUAUCCCAGAAAUAUCGUACCAUCGUGCGAAAGGCACUGCAGACGAUGAAUCACAAAGUCAGCGAACUGCCGGACGAUGAUCCAUCCCUGGAGGCAUAUCGGAACCUAAUAAGCUUGUUCUAUUCGAUCGAAUGUACUUGGCAUCUGCUGGAGUUUCUGGUUAUCGAUAGUAACUCUUCCGGUGCGAUCGUUUCGUCGCUGCUCGAGUGGAUACGGUUCCAUUUUCCCGAACCAGAGCGUGCUGCGACCGAUAUGCUGCAGAGCGGGCGCGAGCUGGACAAGCUGGAAGACUAUUGGCCCGUCGUGAAAGGAUUGAUACUGCAGGGUCAAACGACCAUCGCCCGGGCACUGUUGCGUGUGCACACAAGCUCCGAAACGCACUGUUUCCAGGUAGCCGAACAGCUGCUCCAAUCGAUGCCGAUUUACAGUGUGUACAGUGGGCUGUCGGUGCACCGAUACAAAACGCAAUGGCAGUGCUGGUGUGACAAUGUGCGCACGCUCAUUACGGCCGGUAAUUUUGCGGCAGAACCGAAACUGGAGGAAGUGUUGCGGUUAGUAAGCGGCGAACGUAAAGCUUGGUCCGAACAGCUCCGAUCGUCCACCUGUUGGUACGAAUACUUUCCCGGCUACCUGCUCUAUACCGAUUCCAGCUGUAAGUACUAUCAGCUGGGCCAGUACGCCAACGAUUGGAUUGCGCAGUUUCUAACAAACUGGAGAGCUGCACCGGACAAAGCAUCGGCAGGUGAACGGCAGUUCAAGUUUCUGGACAAGCUCGUCCUCUCGGUAAUGGAAAAUAAUCUUGUGAGCGUACUGCAGCAGGUACAAAUGUUCCCGGACAACCGUUGGUUUGCGGUCCACAUAGUCGAUCUGCUGUACCAUGCGGGGCUGUUGGAGAUGAGUGCCGGCGAUGACGAUGAUAACGCAUCACCGACGAAACAGUCCCGGAAUGAUGAUGUUUCGGAUGGUAAACUCGUCCGUGAAUCGUUACUGUUUGAUUUUGGCUCGCUGCUAAUGUCUCGCAGCACGUUCUGGCAAAUCGGUAUGGAUUAUCUGGAAUAUUCCUCAACCGAAGGGUUAGGAGCUCGGGAGAUCUUACUAGCGCGCGUACCGUUCCAAACCGAGCGUCAAGCAGAUCGAAUAAUUGCCGUUGCCCGGCAAAACAACUAUCCCGACGUUGCAGCGGAGGUGUGCAAGGUCAUGACCAAGCGCAACCUCGCACACAAGAACUACAGCAGUGCGCUCGAUUGGGCGACACGGUCACGGAACAGCUCGUACGUCCGUGAUGUGGCGAACAUUUUCCUCGAACACUACUGCAACCAUGGUGAGCUGCUGUGCGAACAGCAGGUGUCUCAUCUGGGCUCAAAGGUAUUCAUCUCAUCCAGACUGGUGUUUCUGGGGGCUUAUUAUGAUUUUCGUAAGUUUUACCGCGAGCAGUCAUACGCCAAAGCAGCCGAUCUUCUUAUACGUCUGAUGGACUCGAAGAUCAUGCCAUCGUACUUUUGGCCAUGCCUGAUGGCUGACGCCAUUCCACUUCUGGAGUUCAAUGAACCGAUCAUUCCCUCGAAGGAAACGUACACCAUUCUUGAGCACCUGGAGUUGGACCUUGUUCCAAUGUUGGAACAACGCCGAGCGAAGAAAAAAACCACCAAACAGCAGGAUCGUAUGAAAAUGGAGGAUGAUCAAACUGAUUGUGUAACUGCCGGCGAAGAGCAUGAUCAAACAGCAUUGAUACCGAAGUUUUCUUCCAAUUUGCUUAACAACUGUACGGAAGAUUUGAUUAAAAUAUUGCGCCUGGCGUGCGCCCGUAAUCUUUCACGUGCGCUCAUAAUUGAAAACACAAUCAGCACGUAGUAAGUGUCCGUUUUUGCUUUUUGUGCGUGUGUAACCAUACCACAAUAAACAAUAAAUCACUAAAAAAUGACUAAUACAGACGGACAUCAAACGUGCUAAAGUAUUAGAAAUCAUCAA
Anopheles funestus (African malaria mosquito) is the source of this 2374-nucleotide messenger RNA. RefSeq names its product nuclear pore complex protein Nup75 (gene Nup75). Lineage: Eukaryota; Metazoa; Arthropoda; Insecta; Diptera; Culicidae. Gene Ontology annotation, molecular function: structural constituent of nuclear pore. Gene Ontology annotation, cellular component: nuclear pore outer ring. The record is from RefSeq and is a predicted model, not a curated record. Gene Ontology annotation, biological process: positive regulation of DNA-templated transcription; protein import into nucleus; mRNA export from nucleus. The coding region runs from base 101 to 2257 and encodes 718 amino acids. The transcript has 4 exons.